Baudoinia panamericana UAMH 10762 is the source of this 672-nucleotide messenger RNA. RefSeq lists its product as uncharacterized. The transcript is spliced from 2 exons. NCBI's taxonomy places the organism in Eukaryota, Fungi, Ascomycota, Dothideomycetes, Mycosphaerellales, Teratosphaeriaceae. Bases 1 to 672 code for a protein of 223 amino acids. The record is from RefSeq and is a predicted model, not a curated record.
AUGAGCGGCGUCAAUGGCCACGCAGACUCCGCCUCCUACCGCGCCUCGGGCUUCAACAACCGCAUCGGCUGGGGCAGUCGCCCCGCCUUACUACUCAUCGACGUCUGCAAAGCCUACUGGACACCCGGAUCUCCGCUCGACACUUCCUCCAACCCAGCCUCGGCCGCUUCCCUGGACGUGAUGCGGCGCCUCCUCACGGCAGCCCGAAAAUCUCAGAUCCCCAUCUUUUGGACUCAAGUCGCCUACCGGAAAGGCAUGAAGGACGCCGGUCUCUUCUACGCGAAGGCCAAAGCGCUGAGUGUAUGGGAGGACGGCAAUGACCGCGGCCUCGACGCGCUGGUGGAGGGUCUGGAGCCGACUGAGGGAGAGGAAGUUGUGAUCAAACGGCACCCGUCUGCUUUCUUCGGGACGGAACUGCUUUGUACCCUGAAUCUGCUCAAUGUCGAUACGCUGGUUAUCUGCGGUGUCAGUACGUCCGGAUGCGUAAGGGCUUCCACGCUGGAUGCCAUGUGUUACAACUACCGGCCGAUGGUGGUGGGUAGUGCUUGCGGUGAUCGCAGUCCUGCGAUCCACGAUGCGAACUUGUUCGACAUGGAUGCGAAGAUGGCGGAUGUGGUUAGCGAGGAGGAAGCGAUUGAGCAUCUGAGCAGGCCGUGGGUUGCUAGCUCGUAG